Messenger RNA from Trypanosoma conorhini, 1747 nucleotides. RefSeq names its product trans-sialidase. The annotation marks the transcript as partial. The record is from RefSeq and is a predicted model, not a curated record. The transcript has a single exon. Gene Ontology annotation, molecular function: exo-alpha-sialidase activity. Lineage: Eukaryota; Euglenozoa; Kinetoplastea; Trypanosomatida; Trypanosomatidae.
AUGGAUGAUGCGCUGACGGCGUACUUUCCGCAGGCGGCUGAGCCCGCGAGUGGAGGAGUCCCGCGUCUCAUGCCGCCGACGACAAUUGUGAACGGGAGCACAGUUUACCUUCUCCUCGGACAGUACGUCGCCGCGGGCUCUGUUCCCGCCAACGGGAGUAGUGCCCCCUACACGGAACUGCUGCUGGCAAAGGUGGCCUUCGACUCCAGCGCAAAGCUCAGUGCGCAGACACGUCAAAUCCAGUGGGCCGACGCCUACUCCCUGUGGCCCUACUUCCCCACAACGAUUUAUUACAGGUCCAUCGUGGAGGUGGUGGGCGGCGGCGGCACUGGUGUCGUGCUGGACGACGGGACGCUCACCUUCCCAGUGCAGGCCCGAAAGGCAGACGGGACGGUGGUCUCCCUCGUCCUGCAGUCGCGAAGGCCCGAAGAAGCGUGGGAGCUCUCGUGGGGCACGACCGUGAGCGGCUGCUCCAACCCCGCCAUCGCCGAGUGGGACAGGAAAUACGGGACCCUCUACAUGGUCACCUCCUGCGACGAGGGCUUCUACAGGGUGGUGAGGUCCCGUUACUGGGGAGAGGAGUGGGUGGAUGAGGACGUGGUGCUUUCCCGUGUGUGGGGCACCUCACGCGCCCGAAGAGGGAAUGGCGUGCGAAGCGGGUUUGUCGUUGCCACCAUUGGGGGAAAAAAACUGAUGCUCCUCACGACGCCGGUGUAUUCUGAGGGCAAAGACGGCAAAGCACAAGGUCGUCUGCAUCUUUGGUUGACGGACAGGGGACGCGUGUACGACGUCGGGCCGAUAUCCGCCGCGGAGGAGGACGCCGCUGCCAGCUCCCUGUUGUACAAAAGUGACAAGGAUGGGGAGUUGAUUUCGGUAUACGAAAGGAGGAAGAAGACGGGGGAGGAGUCGUACAGUCUUGUCUCUUUGCACUUGGCGGAGCAGCUGGAGCAGGUAAAGUCUGUGGUGAAGGGCUGGACUGCAUUGGACACCGCCUUGCAAAGCUGCAAAACCAGCGGAAACCUCGACCCGCAAGGGAGGGGCAUGUGCAGCGGCCCUCUUCCCACGGAAGGGCUGGUGGGGUUUUUGUCUGGGAAGUCAACUGGCGGCAAGUGGGAGGACGAGUACCUCUGCGUGAACGCGACAGUUCAUGGAGCAACAACGAAGUUUACGAACGGCGUGACGUUCAGCGGCGCCGGGGCGGGGGCGGAGUGGCCCGUGGGGAAACUGGGGCAGAACCAGCCGUACUACUUUGCGAACAACAAGUUCGCCCUUGCGGUGACGGUGACGAUCCACGCGGUACCGGAGAAGGACGGCGGCCCCAUCCCUUUGCUGCGGGUGAAGAUGGACGACGCAGCGAGCACUGUGCUCUUUGAGCUGUCGUACAACCAUGAGCGGAAGUGGCUCUCCAAACCUCAUCGCGGCGCGUCUGAGGAGUCUUUGGAGCAGUGGGAACCCAACCAAACCUACCAAGUGACACUGCAACUGGAAACAAACGACUGCUAUGUGUACGUUGACGGGAGCAAGAUUUACCAUGGAACCCACGAUGGCUCUAUUUUCGACGCAAGCAGGAUCUCGCACUUCUGCUUUGGGGCCGAUGCCGGGGGCGGUGCGGCGAGCAGCCAACAUGUGACGCUGGCCAACGUCCUGCUGUACAACGACCUGCUGGGUGAAGCUGCGGUGCAGAAGCUCAGCGACGGCAAGCCGAUUUCCGCGGCCGGCGGCAGAGACGGACGGUUCCGCCGCCGAC